Molecule: messenger RNA, 1887 nt
Organism: Lagopus leucura (white-tailed ptarmigan)
Lineage: Eukaryota; Metazoa; Chordata; Aves; Galliformes; Phasianidae
Product: neuroblastoma suppressor of tumorigenicity 1
Exons: 4
Coding region: 250-786 (178 amino acids)
Biological process (GO): animal organ morphogenesis
Molecular function (GO): receptor ligand activity; BMP binding
Source: RefSeq, a predicted model, not a curated record
CUGCUGCGCGCUGCUAGGAGAAGAGCGGUUUUCCUUCCUGGGAAAGCGGUUUGUCUCUGCUGGGAAGUCUUGUGGCUUUGGCUUUUAAGGUGGGAGAAGCGGAAGCGGGCAAGUCUGCGCCUUCCUCAAACACAAACAUUUCUGCGGUCUGCGAGCUCUCCAACCUGGCGCAGGCUGCGGUGGCGACGCUUUUGUUUUGCAAACUCCUUCCAGCCUGUCCUUGGUUGCAGAUUUUCGGCAGAGCUGGCCAUGAUGUUCCGCUUUGUGGUCGGAGCUCUCUUCCCAGCGCUUCUCCUGGCUGCGCCGCCUCCCAUAAACAAACUCGCCCUUUUCCCGGACAAGAGCGCUUGGUGUGAGGCCAAGAACAUCACCCAGAUCGUGGGGCACAGCGGCUGCGAGUCCAAGUCCAUCCAGAACAGGGCCUGCCUGGGGCAGUGUUUCAGCUACAGUGUCCCCAACACCUUCCCUCAGUCCACAGAGUCCCUGGUUCACUGCGACUCCUGCAUGCCGGCGCAGUCCAUGUGGGAAAUUGUGACACUGGACUGCCCAGGCAACGACGAGAUCCCCAGGGUUGACAAGCUGGUGGAGAAGAUACUUCACUGCAGCUGCCAGGCUUGCGGCAAGGAGCCGAGCCACGAGGGAGCCCUGUUCAACGUCUACUUGAACGCGGAGGAGAACAUGGCCGCAGAGGGCCCCGGCCCCCACCACUAUGCCCACCACCAGCAGGAGGUAGAAGAGCCCCCCGCUUCCAGCCACCACCACCACGAGGAGGAGGGCGACGAGUGACCCGGCCCUCGCGGACUGUCCUUGCAACGCGGGCAGGCAGUGUGUGCGAGGGAGAGGGCCGGGCCUUGGGAAGGGAGGGGGGUGGUAGAGGCUUUCCUGUCUAAUAGCUACCCUCACGCUUUGCUCUCCACGACACCCUGGGGCUGGAGGAGCGGUUUGAGGCACGGGCAGGACGUGGGGCUGGAGCAGCGGGGCCACAGGAGGGCUGGGGGUUUCUGAUGCAAAACUACUUGCACAUCAUAGUAAUAAUAUAUUGAGAGGAGCGGGGACGUGGGCAGAGGGGGCUUUGGCAGAGAGUGGGAGCCGAGCCGGGCUCCCCAGGGCUGUCUGCAGGAUCCUCAGCCUGCUGUGGAGCCCUCGAUGAGCCCUCUGGGCUUUUCUUCUGUACGUGGCUCUUGCCUGGUCUGGAGGAAGAAGGGCGCGGCUUCCCUGCAGCCACACAAGGGAUGCACAUCUCUUCUGUGGGAUGGGGGUCUCCCUUCUUCCUCGUGCUUCCCCUGACUGCCUUGGGGUGCCUGGGCUCGGCAUGGGCGCGCUGUUCCUCCUGGCGCUCGCUGGGUCCUACUUCAACCCCCGUGCCUUUGUGUGAGGUAACUCACAGGGAGCAUUUUGCCCUGGCUGUGCCUCUGUGGCUGUGUGUGAGGUUGCUGGGAGCCGUGGUGGCCAGAGCCCUUUCCUUGCUGGUCCUCAGGGCCACCACAUAGCUCGCAAGGGUGAGGGAGCUGCACUGUGCCGCGGGCACUGCGGCUUCACAUUUCACAGCCUGUGCUGGGGUGGUGUUGGUGGGAGCUGGCCCCUCUCCCCUCCUUCCCUGCUGCACUUUAAUUGUGGUGGAGGGAGAAGGGGGACAAGUCCCGGGAUGCUGAUGGACCUUUGUAGGGACUGCUCUGGACCCCACUGCAGAUGCGGGGCUGGGCUCAGCGUGGGGGCCCCUCCUGCUACCCCUCUCUCUGUUGUAUAAAGCUAAUUUCUUUGGCACUGUCCUGACAAAAGCUUCCAGAGCUUGUAACCGACGCCUCCCUCUCCUUUGUACAAGUUUUGGUUUGUGUUCUUUGUUGGUUUUUGGUUUUGUUUUCUUAAAUAAAUUAGUUCUGACUUCCA